AUGAAGCUUUUGCAUUAUCUGAAGACAAUUGAAUUGGAGGCAAAUGAUUCAGUUUUCUUGGCUCCUGUAGGAACCAACACCACAGAUAAAAAUAGGAAUGAUAUUCUGCUGAUGGAGUUUGAGGAGAUAAAAAACAUAUUGAACUUAACGGCAAAGAGUUGGCACAGUAGGUGGAGGACGGGACGAACGACCUUCCCGCUCCCUGAGGUGAACGUCCGGCUCUCGGUUGGUGGGGGAGGGUUCGGCUAUCGAUUGAGCCGGGCUGCGUUCAGGUCGCGCUGCUCAAUUGAUACACGCGGCGCUCGAUUGUUGGCGCCUGGUUUCGGUGGCAGCGGCAGGAGGAGGAGUAGCGGCGGCGGCGGCGGCAGCAGCAGCAGCAACACCGACCGAAACAGACAGGAGUUAGGGGGAGAGAGAGAGCGGGCGGGCACGGCUGACAGCUUUGCGUUAUUCUUGGAAAAUUGUGCUCCAGCAGUGAAUUCAUUGAACCUCGGCAUUACCAGUCCACUUCUAUUAGGCUCAGCAAAUUUGCAGCUCGCCCAGAUAAAGGCCCAGCUGGCCCUUCAGCAGCUGAACUCUGUCGCCUCCACAACCGUUUCCAACACCGCUCUUGCAUCGUUGAAUCAAGCUCUAGUGAAGAUCAGCAUGUUCAAUGCCAGAGGGGCAUUUGGCCAGAGUCAAGGACCACCAAACCAGUUUGGCCAGAGUCAAGGACCACCAAACCAGUUUGGCCAGAGUCAAGGUCCACCAAACCAGUUUGGCCAGAGUCAAGGUCCACCAAACCAGUUUGGCCAGAGUCAUGGCCCACCAAACCAGUUUGGGCAAAGUCAUGGCCCACCAAACCAGUUUGGGCAAAGUCAUGGCCCACCAAACCAGUUUGGGCAGAGUCAGGGCCCACCUAACCAGUUUGGGCAAAACCAGGGCCCACUUAACCAGUUCGGGCAGAAUCAAGGCCCGCCUAACCAGUUUGGCCAGAAUCAAGGACCACCAAACCAGUUUGGCCAGAAUCAAGGACCAUCUAGCCAGUAUGGUAUGAAUAACCCAGGACCAUACAUGGGGGGAGGAGGAGGAGGAGGAGGCGGAGGAGGAGGAGGAGGAAGAGGAAUGGGAAUGGGACCUCAAGGAGCAUCACAAGGCAACUUUGGUGGAAUGAAUAUGGGAAUGAUGAAUCAACCUGGAAAUAAUGUAGGCUUAGGUCAGUGGUCCUCCUAUCAGAGUUCUUCAUCUGGAGGCUUUCGAUCUGGGUAUGGGAGCACUAGUACACCUGCAUCUCAAAGUGGAGACCAGAGAUCUGCAGUUCAACGUUUUCAUGACACAAUGAAGGCUUCUAAUAUAUUGGCCAACUUUGGCCUGUCAAAUGAAGAUCUGGAAGAGCUAAGUCGUUACCCAGAUGAGAAGCUUACGCCAGAAAAUAUGCCCUACAUUUUAAGAGAAAUAAGAAUGCGGAAAAUGAACAAGCAGCAACAAUCCAGUAGUUACGAUCAACCGUACAAGCUACAAGAUAAAGACUACAGAAGAGAAGUACAGAGCAGUGUCGUAGAUUAUGGGCAUGGGCAACAGUAUGAUUACCGAGAUAGGACCAUGGAGAACCAGAGUAUGCAUUACAGUCGUGAAGCGCUGAGAGAAGGAAACUGGAAUGAAGAUUAUAAAUGUCCACCCCAGAAUUAUCCAAUGGAACCGUCGCGAGAUGACAGUACUCAUGGAAUCAAGCGAACAGUUCUAGUGGUGAAGAAGGGAUUACCAAAGCCCAAGUUGAUGAAUGAUUACUAUGGUGUCCCUGCACUGAGGUUCCCCCACGUGUGCAGUUUGUGUAACAUAGAAUGUAGACAAAUGAGGGAUUGGGACCGGCACAACAAAACAUCUGUCCACAAGGACAGCUGCAGGCUUUUGCUCAAAGAGUAUCCUGAUUGGGACCCGGAUGCGAUUGCUGCAACUAAAGAUGAUGCCGCGAAGAAAGAAAAAGAAGCCACUGUUGCAGAACAGUCUUCAGCACCCUUCAGCUCAGCACGGAUGAGUCCAAAACAUCUAAGCCCCCGUCGCAUGAGCCCUCCCAGGUCCAGUCCUAGGCAUUUAAGCCCACGCAGGGGUAGCCCUAGGCAUACCAGCCCUCGCAGACCAAGCCCAAGACGAUCCAGUCCACAUCGUUCUAGAUCCAGUCCAAGGCGCACCAGCCCCAGGCGCUCCAGCCCACACAGAUCAAGACCUAGUCCAAAGCGGUCUAGCCCUCACAGGUCCAGACCUAGACGUUUGAGCCCACACAAAUCCAAACCAAGCCCAAAGCAUUUGAGUCCUCACCGGCCCAGUCCACGCAAGCCUAGUCCCAAGCGCAAACUACAGAAAGAAUUACCUGCAAAGAAUUCCAAACCGAAGCCUACUGCUGAUGAUUUGACAAAUCAAAAGCCUGCAAAUCAGAAGGUUAAAAAGCGACCGCAACCCACCAAGAAACCUGGUACUGAGGAUAAAAUCGCUCCAGGUGCUGCAGCUGCUGUCAAAGUGGAAAAACCUAUUCAGCAUGACGCAAAUGCACAACUGAUGCAGGAAAUGAAGAGGAGUGGGCGUGUGGUUCACAUCACUGACCUGCCACAUGAUGGUUAUACUGAGGAAGACAUCACAAAACUAACACAGCCAUUUGGAAAAGUUGCAGCCAUUAAGCUAGUACGAACCAAAAAUGAGGCUUUCCUGGAAAUGGCAUAUAAAGAGGCUGCAGUGGCACUUGUGGAGUUUUACAGCAUCACACCAGUAGAGAUCAAUCACCGACAGGUUACCAUGGUAUUACUGGGACGGAAAAAGGAAAUGCAUAAACAGCCGGAUCAGAAAGAGCAGCCACAGAGCCAAGUCUUCCCCCCUGUGCAGAAGGAAAUAAGUGCUCCAGUGACCAGUGGUAGCGCUCAAUGUGUUUCAGAAACUAACCCUCCUUCAGCUGAUGCAAAGAUUGCAGAGAGUGAAGAUACUCCAUUGGAGAAGGGCGAAUCUGAGAAUGUUGGCUUGAAUGCAAACGGUCGAGUUAUUCGAAUUAACAAUCUUCCAGCUAGAGGUUACAAAGAGGAUGACCUGAAAAGGCUGGCAAAGCCCUUUGGACAAGUGUUGAAUGUGGUUAUCACAUUUUCCAGAAAUCAGGCAUACCUGGAAAUGGCCUGUGCAAAAGCAGCAACAAAAAUGGUAGAGUUUUACAGCCUUUCUACAAUCAAGCUGAAAGGAAAUGCAAUUAGUAUGCAAGUGCUACAUCAGUACGUGGAUCUGAGUGAUAUGGAGGUUAUAUUUAAGGAUAUGAUUGAAGAAUCUGGGUUUAAACCAGAUUCUGGAUGUACUAUAUAUGACCAUUUCGUUCACAUCAGCAAUCUACCUGAAGAUGGUUAUACAGAAGUUGACAUUUUGUGCGUUGCUUUUCGAUUUGGAAGAGUAAAAGAUUCCAUGUUUCUGAAACCACACAAUAAGGUCAUUCUACAGCUAGAGAGUGGGAACGCAGCCACAUCCAUGUGCAAUUUUUUCAGAGAAAUUCCUCAUGACUUCCAUGGAAAAACUCUGGAAUUCUCUUUGUCUCCGAAGGCAGGAACACAAUUGUUGAAUGAAGAAAAGGCAGAAAAGGCAGUUGAGGGGAGUUGUAAUAACACCAAUGUGCCUGAACCAAUGGAGACAGAAACAUCUGGAUCUGCAGAAUCUAAAGAUAUUGAAAUGACUGAAAUUAAUCAUGAGAAAGCUGGGAAGACUCCAAGUGACCAAGCUACAUCAGAUUCAGUAAAUCUAACUCUGGGGGUGACACCUGCAGAGAUAACAACAAAUACAACAACAGAGACACCUGUACAGAACCUUGUCACUGCAACUGUCAGUGAAUCAGCUGCCGCUCUUAAACCUUCUGUGAUCACUGCGAAUGUGGCUAGUGCACCACUCACCACUAAAUCUCCAAACCCUGGUGCUACUGAGAUGCCUGCAGAUACACCUAUAAAGCCUGUGGCCUCGAAUUCAGCUGGUGCUAAACCACAUCUGGCCAGCAGAAAUGCACCAUCCAAACCUGCUACUCCCAGUGCAACUGCUAAACCACUUUGUAAACCUGCAGCUGCUAUAGGCACUACUACCAAGCCUGCAGUGUCUGCUGUGAAUGCACCUGCCAAGCCAGCACCUACUUCUGGUGCAAUCCCUUUGAAUGUGGCAACUAAGCCGGUCAUUUCCAGCUCGGUUACCAAACCGGACCAGACUGCAUCCAGUGUAGUGACCAAACCUUCUCAGGCCACAGACAGUGCGACUGCCAAGUCCACUGCAGUCGGGGUGAAUGCUGCCUCUAAACCUGCACCAACUCCCACCAGCAAACCAGGCCAAUCACCUGCGCAAGUAGUCUCUAAACCUAUGCCAGUUACCAGUAAUACCAUCCCUAAGCCCAUUGCUGCUAAUGCUUCUGCCAGUGUAGUAACAAAACCAGCAUCAACCCCUAGUGAUUUAGCAAGUAGCCCUAGCAACUUGAGUGGAACAACUCCAACCAUGGUACCCACUGCCAGUUCGCCAGGUAUACAGACAGCUGCAAACCCUCCUGCAGACAUGCCUGUUGGUGAGGCCACUGCUUCUCCAACGACCGAGAGACCUGUCACUCCAGCUGCCUCAUCACCACCCAAAACCUCAGCUUCUUCCCCCACUACUACCAAAACUGCACCCCCAAAGUCUGUAGUGGCAAAACCAGGAAGCAGAGAGAGCAGUGCCUCAAAAUUUAAUGGGAAGAAAGUUAUUCCUGCUAAAAAGGAGCAUUUGGCAAAGGAACCUAGCAAAUCCAGUACACCAGCUCGAGGUCGAAGUUCCUCCAGAGAUCGUUCCAACAGAGAGGGAAGUGGCAGGAGUACCUCAUUACAUCAGAGGGAGAAGGAAUCCAGGGCUGAUCGCAGACAUAUCUCUGUGCAUCCACGGGACAAGGAUCAUAAAUCAUCAUCUAGGAGCAAGGAAAAGGACAUCUUUCCCUUUAACCUGGAUGAAUUUGUAACUGUGGAUGAAGUGGGUGAAGAUGAAGUGGGUGAAGAGGAAGGCACUUCUGAGGAUCAGGUUCCUGAAGGUAAAUUUAAAACCAAUGCCCAACCUUCAGAAAAGGCUGAGACAGAGGCAGCAAUGGACAUCAAGGAACAAGAACCAACUCCAGCAAGUGAUACAUCGACAACGGUGAUGGAGACAACGGAUCUGAAAUCUAAACCUGCAAGCCAGCCUGAACUCCAAGCCAAGGCCCUUCCCCAAGUCAAGCCCGAGCCUCAGGUCAAGACUGCUGCCCAGGCCAAGGCUGAACCUCAGGCCAAGGCCCUUUCCCAAGCCAAGGCUGAGCCCCUAGCCAAGUCUGCUUCCCAAGCUGAACCUGAAAACCAGCUUCAGACUGAGACAACUGUAAAGGAGGAGCCUAUGGAGGCAGAAUCGGAGAAAGCUCCAGCACAACCAUCUGAUACCCCUGCAUCGGCACCCAGUAAAGUCCUUCCUCUAUCAGACUCCAAACUAGAAGCAGCUGGGACCAUUGCUGGCAAGAAGGAAGCAGCACCUUCAUCAGGUGGGGAUGGUGAACCUUCCUCCAAAACAGUGGGACAACCCAGCAGUCUAACCCCAACUCCUGCAUCAUCUGUUAGCUCUGGAGGAGACAGCACCAAGUCGACAAGGCUGGAGCAGCGAGCAGAUGCCAAGUUGAGAAGAGAGGCAACGUCUGAGCUGGAACCAGAAGCAAAGCGGACAAAGUUAGCUGGGCCCACCAUUACUGAAUUAAAAAUGCCACCCUAUAAACCCAACAACCCUAUUGGUGUUGAGUUCAUUGUUCCAAAGACCGGAUAUUUCUGUCAGAUUUGUUCUUUGUUCUACACGAAUGAAGACACGGCCAAGGUGACUCACUGUGGCACUGUGUUGCACUACAAGAAUAUGGAGAAAUAUGUGACACAGCGACAAGAAGAGCUCCGAAAGCAGCAGGAACGCAUGGCCAAGCAGGAGAAGUGACGUGAGCCAUACCCACCCAGCACUGACUUCAGUCAAAGUAUAUUUUGGGUCCAAGUGUUCCCUUUCUCUUAAUUUACUGGUUUAACUAGAUGGUUACAACAUUGUACAAAUGAUCUUUCCACGCUGUAACGAUUAUGGAAACUUGUUUUCAGGUUAGUAUUGUUGUCUUGUGUUUUUACAUAAAUUGUUGUAACAAUUGGCGAUUCUGUUAUAAAUCAAUUAAACACAAUUAUGUUCUA
Chiloscyllium plagiosum (whitespotted bambooshark) is the source of this 6182-nucleotide messenger RNA. RefSeq names its product zinc finger protein 638 (gene znf638). Gene Ontology annotation, cellular component: nucleus. Lineage: Eukaryota; Metazoa; Chordata; Chondrichthyes; Orectolobiformes; Hemiscylliidae. The record is from RefSeq and is a predicted model, not a curated record. Gene Ontology annotation, molecular function: zinc ion binding; RNA binding.